This is a messenger RNA of Myxocyprinus asiaticus (Chinese sucker), 5604 nucleotides long. RefSeq names its product fibronectin type III domain containing 3Bb (gene fndc3bb). The coding region runs from base 161 to 3763 and encodes 1200 amino acids. The record is from RefSeq and is a predicted model, not a curated record. NCBI's taxonomy places the organism in Eukaryota, Metazoa, Chordata, Actinopteri, Cypriniformes, Catostomidae. Gene Ontology annotation, molecular function: protein binding. The transcript has 26 exons.
GGCGGAAUUCCAUACUGGUCUGGUCUGGUCCACCGUGAACUUCGCAGCACGGGAAUGACAUGCUUUCUUUUUCGGGCAUCUAAGGACUAAAGUGUUUUUUAUUAAUUUUUUUAAAGCCAGAUUUAUUGAAUCCGAGGCUGUUACGGGGAGGGCUCCAUGAAUGUUCGUCACCAUGAUGAUGACGGACCAAAUGCUGGACCUCCCUCCACCACUGAGCAACGAGGUUCCCAUGAUGCACCAUAUGAUCAAUGGAGAUGCAUCACAACAGGUAAUCCUAGUCCAGGUGAAUCCAGGUGAGACAUUCACCAUCCGCACGGAAGAUGGGGCUUUGCAGUGCAUCCAAGGGCCUGCUGAAGUUCCCAUGAUGUCACCAAACGGUUCCAUUCCACCAAUCCAUGUUCCUCCCGGCUACGUCUCCCAGGUCCUAGAGGACAAUACGGGUGUGUGGAGGGUUGUGGUGACACCUCAUUCUGAAUGUUACCCUCCCAGUUACUCCCCGGCUCUGUCCCCAAGCCAUCACAUCCACCCUCCGUACCUGACACACCCCCACUUUAUACCAGCCUCACACACAUCAUACUACCCUCCCGUCAGCCCUGGGGACGUGCCCCCACAUCAGUUCUACCACCAUCGACUGCCACCCAUCUACCCAGAAGAGAUCAUCCCUUUGUAUAACGUCUCCACUUUCAUGGGUCAUGAGGAGUACUGUAAACCUCCACCCAAGAAGCUCAAGGAGCGUACAGGGAUCAGUCAGGUGACCAGCCCGCUGUCCACCAGCUACAAGAGCACCACGGCCUGCACCGGCACAUCUAACGGCUACAGCAAGAGCCACACCAGCCCUGGAGGAGUAGGUGGAGGAGGAAGCCCUGGCAACAAAAGGCAAGAUCGUAGAGCCAGAGGAAGCCCCAAACACACAGACAUAGAGCCACAAGAUGCUGACGUGGACAUAAGACGAGUUCAGGCUGCACCAUCAGGAAUGGACAAGCCCCAGGUGUCUAAGGUCCAGUCUCGCUCUGCACUGGUGUCUUGGACUUCUGCUUUCUCGCCGAGCGCCUCUGGACUGGGAUGGCAAGGGGACGGGACCCUUCCCUCCUGCAAUUACGAAUUACAGCUUUCAGAUAAGGGUCGGGAUGGGAAAUACAAGGUUGUGUACAGUGGUGAGGAACUGCAGUACACACUCACUGACCUCAGACCAGCCACAGACUAUCACGUCAGAGUAAACACAGUGUGUAACUCUGUGAAGGGUCCCAGUUCAGAUGUGAGGGCCUUCACUACCCAUAGUGCCCCUCCUGAUACCCCUCUACCCCCCAGACUGUCCCAUCGUACCAAGAGCUCCCUCACAUUACAGUGGAAGCCCCCUGUGGACAAUGGCUCCAAAAUCACCAAUUAUAUUCUAGAGUGGGAUGAGGGUAAAAAGAACAGCAUUUUCCGUGAGUAUUACGUUGGACAUCAGCGACACUGCAAAGUCAUGAGGUUGUGCCCUGCUGUCGGGUACACAUUUCGAGUGGCAGCACUAAAUGACAUCGGCACCAGUGGAUUCAGCACAGCAGUUGUCUUCUACACCACAGGAAGCCUGCCACAGACAUCCUUACCACCACGGCUGGUACUGGCAGGUCCAUCCUGGGUUACGCUGGAGUGGACCCGACCGAACAGCUGCAGCGUUGAGGAGGUGGUUACAUACACCCUGGAGGUGCAAGACGAAACAAAGGGACUGGAGUUUCAGGCAGUUUAUAGCGGUUUGGAGCUGAACCAUAAGGUGGAGCCUCUAAGAAGAAACACACUGUACAGAUUCAGGCUCAUCAUCUGUAGUGGCGAGUGGCGCAGUGCACCAAGCUCUUUGCUCGUGUGUAAGACGACCCCAGACAGACCUGGACCCCCAUUGAAUCCUGCAGUAAACAGAGUUACAUAUCAUAGCUUCUGUGUGACAUGGGAACCUCCACAAGAUGACGGUGGAUCUGGAGAGUUGACUUACAUCCUGGAGAUAUCAGAAGGGAAUAUUGAAGCAGAGAGGCAGUGGGCGACUCUUUAUAGAGGACCAGAAAAGAAACAUUUGUGUAAGGAUCUAAAACCAGCAACAUGCUACUCCCUCAGACUCAGCUGUGUCACUGUUGGUGGACAAGGCCAGUGCUCUGAAGACUUGACGGUGUGCACUUUGAGCCUGCCCCCUGGCCGCUGUCAGCUCCCAAGAGUUGUCGGUAACAUCAAACACAAGGAGCUGAAUUUGCAAUGGGAUGGUCCUUUGUGUGGUGAAAAGAGUGAAGGCAUAGAGUUUAGUUUGGAGAUGUGUGCAAUGGAGGAGGGAUCAGAGCCAGUGGAGGUGUAUCAUGGAUCUAAAACAGAGUGUACUGUGGGGAGUUUGCUUCCUGGAACCACCUACAGGUUCAAAGUUCGUGCAGCUAACAAGACUGGGUAUGGGCCAUACUCUGAGUCUGUGGAGAUUAGCACUGCAGCUGGCCCCCCAGGCCAGUGUAGCCCCCCUGACAUUAAUGUGACGUCAUAUACCUGUGCUGUUGUGACUUGGGAGAACAAAGAGAGCUCUGGAGUAGACAUUUCUGAGUACCGGCUGGACUGGGGACGUGAUUUGGACUCUCUUGAACUGGUCUACAGUGGAACAGAAGCCUACUUCCAAAUCUCCAACCUGGAGGCAUCAACAGACUACUGCUGCAGGCUACAGGCAGUGAACCAGGCAGGGGCGGGCCCCUACUGUGAGCUGGUGACAUGUCGAACCCCUGCAGCGGCCCCUGAUGUUGUGUCCGGCUUUCUCCUGCAAGACUACCCUCCAACCCCAACAGACAGUGAGUCCUUCUCCCCCUCCACCUGUCUGGCCCUCAUCUGGGAUGAGCCGUGCUGUAACGGAGCAGAGAUCACCUCCUACAUCAUCUGUAUGGGAGAGAGCACCAUCACCAUUGGAAACAAAACCUGUCACAUUAUCAGGGACCUGCUGCCGGACAGCGAGUACAGCCUGCAGAUUCGAGCAGAAAAUGAAGUGGGCGUCGGGCCCUUUAGCCAGACCCUAACAGUGAGGACCAGACCCCUGCCCCCGUCUCCGCCCCGGCUGGAGUGUGCUGCGGUGGGACCACAUAGUUUGAAGUUACGUUGGGGCUUCAGCAGCAGGAGUCCAGUUACAGAUGACACUGCCUACAUCCUGCAGAUGGAAGACAGGAACCAGAGGUUUGUAGUGGUUUACCGAGGUCAGAGCCACACAUUUAAGAUCCAGAGACUGAGUGAAUCAAGCCGCUACAAUUUCCGGAUCCAUGCAGUGAGUGAAGCAGGCGAGGGGCCAUUUUCUGAGACGUACACUUUCAGCACCACCAAAUCUCUGCCGCCAACACUGAAAGCUCCGAGAGUUGUUCAGUUGGAGGGAAAUGCCUGUGAGGUCACAUGGGAGAGCAUUCCACCAAUGAGAGGAGACAGAAUUAGCUAUGUACUACAGGUGCAGGGAGGCAGAGAUUCUGAGUCUAAACAGGUGUAUAAAGGAGAAGACACAUCCUUCCAGCUCUUUGGCCUUCAGUGGAACACAGACUACCGGGUGCGAGUGUUUGCAUGUAGGCGGUGUGCAGACACCCUCCAGGAGCUGUGCGGGUCCUUCAGCACCUCCGCACACUUCACCCCCCGCCGGUCUGACACCACACUGGCUGUGGAGCCAGAAAUCACCAGGGUGCCCAUGGGAAAAACCCUCUCAGAUGAACAGUUUGCCAGCCUCAUAGUUUUCGGGGUGGCCUCUCUCUCUGUCUUAAUGGCCUUCCUGCUUCAGCUUCUCAUUUAGAGGUCUGGAACGUCAAUCCUUCAAUUUGUUUUUUAAAUUGCAGCUUGCAAAUCUGUUAAUGCAGUUUGUUUUACAGUGAUUAUUGGUCACUGGCCAAAUUACACUUUUUACAUCUGAAUAUUAAGAACAAUCAACUGAACAGGUUUGACUUUUUUUUUUUAAUGUUUUUUACUGUUUUUCUACAAGAUGAGUUAGAGCUUUAACAAAUCAGUAAUGAUAAAACAAACUGUUCGUGGUCUGUGUCCUUGUUUUUUUAAUGUUUAAAAAGCUGUAGAAUAUUUUCAUAGUAUUAUUAGUAUCUAUAGGAGAUGUUUAACACUAAAAUAAUAAGUGGCCUUUCUGAUCUCAUAUUAUGCAAUAAUGGAAUCUCAGAUGGAAGUCUGAGGAGUUAUGAUGUUAUGGUCAGUUUUGAAGUCCACUGUUUAGUUCUUUACACGAUCAGGUGUCUAUACAGCUGAACAGAAUCAGUACUUUCCUUCUUUUUGUGCCCCUCAAAAAAAGUCCCUUCUUAAAAGCUAAUGAAAAACUGUAGGAAAGUUGUUUCUUCUGUCUCCCUGCCAUUUGUCUUUUGAAUCUUAAAGAAAAAGUUUCCUUGGGCCUUUUGUACAAAAGAAAAAUCAAAACAGACAAAAAACAUCAGCAACUGUCAGUCCAAAGAGAGUCAAAUGACAGUCUUUGCAAUUAUCAACGUACAAUGUUGUGAAGUCUGGAAUGUUUGUACCUCAGGGACUUGGGAGGCCCAGAUUACUGUUAAUGAGGUGAUAUGAACCUGUGCCUUGAAAUCCACAUUUCCAAACAUUUGUGACAAAUCAUUUCAGAUCUGCUGCUCACAGUGUUCCAUUAACCCUUUCUCCUGAUCACAUUAUCAAGUACAUGAUCAUGUUUACUAGCUCAAUCAGCCCUUAACCAAAGUUAGUGAGCAAAUACGAUAUAACAGGUUUGUUAGAUUUAUUUAUGCUAUAUUCUUGUACUUUUAUAAUGCAAAUCACAGUGCAAUCUUCAUUUAUUUAUUACAAGAAUCGAGAACUGUCAUAUUCAAUAUUUUUCUUCAUGUAACAUGUCUUUUUAUGACAAAUUUUUUAUUAUAUUUUUCAAAUAUGAAACAGCAUUUGUAACAUCAUUAACCUGUCAUAUUUCAGCUAGAUUUUCAUUUGUUUGUAUUCUGAUUGUAGUUGUUUUUUUCAAUGGCAUAUUCAGACAUUUUUUAAAUAUAAUGUUCAACCUUGAUAUUUUCCACCUGCACAAAGAGCAAGUUUAAGCCUUUUUUUAAUCUUUUAUUUUUUAUUUUUUAUAAGAAUUUGUCUUUUCUUUCAAUCAAGAUAUUCAGCUAGUCCUUACCUAGUAUGCAUUGGUGGACUUAUUAGACAAAUAUUCCAUUGUAUUUCUGAUUGAAAUAAGUUGAAAUGACUUGACACUAGAAAACUUGAAGUGGAAACACUUGAAGAAGACUUUUUUUUACUCCUUAAGACUAUUUAACCUAAACUCAAGUCCCAGAGUCUAUGUGUUUUGUGAAAAGUGAAAUGUUAAACUUUCAGAACUUUUUUUUCUUUUUUUCUUUGCUGUAUCAUAGUAUUUCGGGUAAUAAGUGGUCUAGUCAUAAUUUUCCAUGCUUGCAUAUCGUCACACAAAAAUCAUUCCAUAUUACCAUUUUAUAUUACUACAAUAUGUCACAUUUAUUGAUGUAAAUUAUAAUCGUAGACAUUAUAUUUAAAAAAAAAAAAAAACUACCAUAUCAUUUUAAAUGUAUAGAUAUUGAAAAUACUACCCUUUGUAUUUAAGAUGAUUAUGUAUCUGUAGCAUAUAUGUAAUAUAUUUAUACACAAUAAAUUUUUUUAAAUUUC